CGGGCCGCCGUCCCGCCUACCUGGGCUCGGGGCAGAGUCAGCCUUUAGGGGCGUUGCGGAGCGCAUAUAAGGCGAGAGUAGCCUGCCCCGGCGCUGGUGCCCUUCGGCAGCGCUGCCGGUCUUUCUCCGCCCUGCCAGGUCCGCAGCCGCAGCGAGGAUGAACACGAGCUUCUUCCAGAUACUAAAGGCAAAAAAAGAGCUCAUUCCCCUGGUUGGAGUAGUGUCCUUUGCAGCAGUUGGGGCGCUCUCUUUUUCUGCCUAUUCCCUAUUCGGCAAAUCCGAUGUGAUCAUUAACAAGAGUGGCAAUCCAGAACCAUGGGAAACUGUCGAUCCUACCAAGCCUCAGAAGCUGUUAACAAUCCAGCAGAAAUGGAAACCUAUAGAAGAGCUGGAAAAUGUCAGAAAGCUUAUGAAGUGACAAGUUUCUGUUGCCUCAAAAAGGUACCCUAUGAAUCUAGUGGAAUCACUUCUGCACAAACUUGACUACUGUAAUCAGUGUGCGGAAAUGCUUCUGCUACAUUUUUAGGGUCUCCCUACAUUUUUUGGACUCUGGAUGAGGAGUUUCAUGUUGCCUUAGAAGUUGGCAUACAACAUCCACACAGUCCAAAAAUCUGUCUCAAAUACUCAUUUUCAGUAGGCAUUUGAUGUCAAAUGUUGAAUAUUCAGAUGGUAAUUAUACAUGGAAAAAGCCUUCAUGCUUUUUGUAGAAUUUUGUGUUUCCUGAAAAUACAUUAAUUUUGUAAUUUUAUAUAUUUUUAAUAAAACAUUUUAAAUUUUUACAACAUUCCAUGUGAAUUCCAUAAAUGGAGAUUACCCAAAAGCCCUUCUAAAUUGGGAUUCCUGGUCUGCUCCCUCUGUAUACUCUAUUUCAAUGUUGUAUACUGACCAAAUAGUCAUCGUAGCCAGAGGACGUCUUUGUAUGGCAACGUAUGUGGUCAUAAAGUAUACUUGCAUUCAUUUUCUAUGUUCCAUGUGAUGACAAUUUAAGUCAAAACUAAUGUUCUACUGCUAAUACUAAAACUUACACAUGUGCUCACCUUAACCCACUGAGGAGUCCAACAGGGUAUUGAAGGGUAUAUUUGAGACUGCAGGAUUAGAACAUAAAAAUUAAGCAUAACUAAAAGGGAACUGGAAGUGAGAUUUCUGUUUUAUUUAAAUAUUGUUUGUGUUUAAAUUUAGAAAAAGUUACUACAAUUAGGAAACUUAUCCAAAACUAAUUACAUAACAUUAAUUUCUUCUUUUCAUGCAAGGUAGUUCAUGUGCAAACUUGAACUCUGUGGUUAAUGAUAUUUUUAAACACUUCUAGAUACAUGCUAUUGGGGACAUCUGCUUUAACAAAGACAAAAUAACAGAUUAAAAUUAGGAAUAACUCUAUAAAGAGACAGUUCCUCUUUAAGCAUCUGUUUGUUUUUCUUACGAGUUGGCCAGGGAAAGAACGUGAUGGGCAGACCCGCAGGAAAUUAAUGAGGCAAUAUAUGCAUCCAAUGGUAGAACAGUCUUCUGUGGAUAUGUUCUGUAUGUGUCCUCUUCCAAGCAGUUUCACAAUAUAUUAUACAGUUUCUUUUACAAUGGAUGUUCAGAAUACAUGUUACUUUCUGGGAGGAAGAAAGCAAAAGUGAAACAACUGCUAAUCGGAAAAAGUCCCUGUGAGAAAUAGUGAAUUGCUUUAGGUCACUCUGCUGCAGGAAAGACAAAACUUAGUAAAGCUGUCUCCCGAAUUUUAACAUAGCUUGGCUUCAGAAGCUUUAUGUUUUCUUCAGAUUUAUUGAUGCUGAGGAAAAAAAAGGUUGAAGUGUUAGGGAAAAAGGUUGAAAUGCUACUUUUGCCAAUACCUGUGUGUAGAUUCAGCAUUAAUAUUUGUUUAUCAAGUAAGGAUGACUCAGCACCAUUUAUGUUUAAGAGCGAGAAGGACUGCAAGACUUCAGAAUACAUUCUUAGCUUUCAUUUUAAGGAAUGCCAUUACAAGAUGAUUUGAUAGCAUAUAAACACAAAAAUCCAGUGCUCAGAGGACUACAAGUUAUAAGCCUUGUAGUAGAGAAAUAUUUUUAAAUAUUUUCUGUAAGUUACUCUGUAUUUCCAUAUUUUCACUGGACUGUAUCAAACAAAACAAAAAGUGCUGUGCUCUGAGUUCAUGCAUGUAUUAGAUGAGUUUGUUCUUCAGUAAAUCACUUGUAUGAUCUGUAAAUACUAUGACCUAUAUUUGUCAACUUUGGAGAAAUAAGUGUAAGUCAUUUUUAUGUGAUUUUUGUACUUAACUACUUUUCAGUGGUGUCUUCCAGUAGUGCAUUAAGCUGUGUGACUGCCAUCAGUCACAGGUUGUUGCUUCUCUCAUCCUGUGCUGAAGCAUAAUAUUAAAGGUAAUAGAAUGUC
This is a messenger RNA of Phalacrocorax carbo (great cormorant), 2370 nucleotides long. The record is from RefSeq and is a predicted model, not a curated record. NCBI's taxonomy places the organism in Eukaryota, Metazoa, Chordata, Aves, Suliformes, Phalacrocoracidae.